AUGUCACCGGCGCUUAUGUUUGCAUCCGCCCUCUUCAAGGGUCCACCUCUUGACGAUAACCUGACUUUCGUUCCCGAUGCUUUUAUAACAGGAGACUCAAAUAACUCUUGUUUCGGUGAGGAAGACGUUGAUACCGUUGAUCUUACGCAACGUAACGAUGAAGACUCCAAGCUGCCUCCUCUCCCCCCUCUAUGA
Molecule: messenger RNA, 195 nt
Organism: Fusarium odoratissimum NRRL 54006
Lineage: Eukaryota; Fungi; Ascomycota; Sordariomycetes; Hypocreales; Nectriaceae
Exons: 2
Coding region: 1-195 (64 amino acids)
Source: RefSeq, a predicted model, not a curated record